AUGCACUUGAGCCCGGCCCCUCCCCCGCCGCCCGCCCGGGCCGCCUCCGCCUCCUCCUCGUCCCCCGUGGCGCCGACGUGCUCUCCGGGCCGCGGGUCGUGCCGCUCUCCGCCGCCCUCCUCCUCCUCCUCCUCCUGCUCUCCGCCGCUGCCGGGGGGCUGCUCUCCUCCUCCUCCUCCUCCUCCUCCGAGCGGGGUGCGGCGCGUGCGGGUGGUGAAGGCGGAGGCGGGCGGGCUGGGCAUCAGCAUCAAGGGCGGCCGCGAGAACCGCAUGCCCGUCCUCAUCUCCCGCAUCUUCCCCGGGCUGGCGGCCGAGCGCUGCGGCGCCCUCCGCCUCGGAGACGCCAUCCUCGCCGUCAACGGCCUCGACCUCCGCGACGCCACCCACGACCAGGCCGUGCAGGCCCUCAAGCGGGCCGGCAGGGAGGUCCUCCUCGAAGUGAAGUACAUGCGGGAGGCCACCCCCUACAUCAGGAAGCUGUCGCUGGUCUCAGACCUGCCGUGGGAGGGGGCCGCUCCCCAGUCGCCCAGCCUCAGCAGCAGCGAGGACUCCGGCUCCCCGAAGCACUUCAGCCUGGCCAAGGACCGCAAAGUGAUCCCCCUGAAGAUGUGCUACGCUGCCCGGAACCUGAGCAUGCCGGACCUGGAGAACAGGGAGGUCAAGCACGUGGCGUGGCUGGCCGAGCAGGCCAGGCUGGAGGGAGGGAGACAGCUGUGGCGGCCGGCUCUCGUGGCCGUGACGGAGAAGGACCUGCUGCUGUACGACUGCAUGCCGUGGACCAGGGACGCCUGGGCAGCCCCCUGCCACAGCUACCCACUUCUUGCCACCAGGCUGGUCCACUCGGGCGGUGGGAACAGGUCCCCCUGCGCGGGAUCCGAUCUCACCUUUGCCACGAGGACGGGGACGCGGCAGGGCAUCGAGAUGCACGUGUUCCGCGCGGAGACGCACCGGGAUCUCUCCUCCUGGACGCGGAUCCUGGUCCAGGGCUGCCAUUCGGCCGCAGAGCUGAUCAAGGAGGUGUCUCUGGGCUGCAUACUGAACAGCCAGGAGGUCCGCCUCCAAAUCCACUACGAAAACGGCUUCACCGUCUCCAGAGAGGAGGGGGGCUCUGUCAGCAUCCUUUUCCGCUACCCGUUUGAGAAGCUAAAAAUGUCCGCUGACGACGGCAUCAGGAAUCUCUACCUGGAUUUUGGGGGUCCGGAGGGGGAGCUGACGCUGGAGCUGCUCUCCUGCCCCAAGCCCGUCGUCUUCGUCCUGCACACGUUCUUGUCGGCCAAAGUGACCCGCAUGGGGCUGCUGGCGUAGGAGCCGAAGGCCGCCCGGAGCGCCUCCACGGCCCCGCCUUUGCGAGGUCCCCUUCCAGCCUCGGUGCCUUGCCCUGGACUUGCUGCCUGCUGGACGCUUUGCCUGCCAAAGAGCCGUGGCCCUGGGCGGUGGCUGCUGCUCUUGCUGGACUCGCCUUCCCGGGAGAGAAGCGGCUGCGAAGAGGGGUGGCGGCGACACCCUGGGUGGGUGGGGCACUGCCCCUGCUUGCCCGCCGUCCUGGUGGCUGGCUGCAAGAAGGCAGGUGGGAAGAGGAAGCCCUCUGGCACUGCGAAGCCAUUUCUUCUGCUGCUUGCCAACUGUGCCUUUUGGUGGAGGAGGAGGAGGAGGAAGGCUGCCCUGCUGGCCAGACCAGCGGGAGUGUCCUGGGCCCAGCCCCUCUCGUGCCCGGGAUGGGGGCAGGAUGGGGGAGAGGCUGCAGACAGCAGCACUGCAGGUCGUUUCGGGUUGGGCUUAGUUUAUAGGGUGGGUCAGAACUGCCCCCUCCCUCCCUUUUCCUCCGAAGGACAGCUCAGAGAGGAGGGCAGGCAGUCUGCCGCCCUUUCACAGCACUGGCCCCUGGUGGUAGCUCGAGAGCAGAGCUCCUUUGGGAGGCUUCUGGCCCCACAGGGUUGGGUGCCGUGAGGUCUGGGCGGACCCCCGUCCCGGGCUAGGGAGGGUGGCCUCUAGAGGCCAAGGAGCGGGGGGGGGGCGCAGGUGGCCUGCGUGGAAGGCGGGCUGGCCUGGCCUCCUGCCGGAGUUGGGGCCCUGAAGGAAUGGCCCACCCUCUGGCAGCCCAUCUGGGGC
Molecule: messenger RNA, 2109 nt
Organism: Gekko japonicus
Lineage: Eukaryota; Metazoa; Chordata; Lepidosauria; Squamata; Gekkonidae
Gene: SNTB2
Product: syntrophin beta 2
Exons: 9
Coding region: 1-1305 (434 amino acids)
Cellular component (GO): synapse; dystrophin-associated glycoprotein complex; intracellular anatomical structure
Molecular function (GO): protein binding; structural molecule activity
Source: RefSeq, a predicted model, not a curated record